Messenger RNA from Eupeodes corollae, 455 nucleotides. It is a transcript of the gene ND-B8, whose product is annotated as NADH dehydrogenase [ubiquinone] 1 alpha subcomplex subunit 2. NCBI's taxonomy places the organism in Eukaryota, Metazoa, Arthropoda, Insecta, Diptera, Syrphidae. The coding region runs from base 104 to 391 and encodes 95 amino acids. The transcript is spliced from 3 exons. The record is from RefSeq and is a predicted model, not a curated record.
UCAAAAAGUCUACUCUCGGCUGUCGUCAAACUGUCAUUCAUUUCGCUCAUCAAAUCAACUUUCCGUGUCUUGGAAAUAAAUUAUAAAAAUAAUUCAAGGCAAAAUGAGGAUAUCUGCAGUUCGCCUUUCCAAAUUAGCUCCCACUCUUAAGGAACUCCGGAUCCAUCUCUGCCAGACUGGAGAGACAUCCAAGGGUGCUAGGGAAUUCGUUCAGAAGUUUUAUCCCAACCUUAAAAAAGAUAACCCCGAGCUACCGAUUUUGAUUCGUGAAUGUGAAGGAGUCCAACCUCGUUUAUGGGCACGAUAUGCUUUGGGCAAGGAAACAUCUGUACCAUUGACAAAUCAAUCAGCUCAGGACAUCUUCAAGCAAGUCGAAGCCGUCGGAAAGUAGUGAAAUUUAAGAUGAAGAACGAAGAAAAUAAAAACAAAUAUUGAAAUUAAUUUCAGAAAAUAUA